CCCGCGAAAAAAAAAUACAAACACAUUCUUGAGGCAAAACAGAGCGAGCGCAGGUACUCCCGUGAAGCGGUGCGAGUGGGCCCGAUCUCGACGACAGUUAUUCUUCCCAAAAAGAUGAACAAUUCGAACCUGCGAGAUGCUUUUCAAUUUCUUACCAGCGAGGCCAAAGAUUUGUUCCUUCCGUCGAACAUACCGGAGACGUACGGUAUCCCGAGUUCGCUGGAAUUUGUGCGCGACUACGUAGCGAAAAACCUUCCCCUGAUAAUGCGCAACGCUGUGAACGAUUGGCCAGCGGUGGACAAAUGGAACUCCAAAUACUUUCGAGACACAAUUCCCGACAAAGAGGUAACGGUUGCGAUCACGCCCAACGGCUAUGCGGACGGUUUGGCCUUUCACGAGGAUGAAGAAUAUUUCGUCCUGCCGCUCGAGCAAACGAUGCGAAUGGAGGAUUUCCUCUCCGCCCUUGAUCACAAGGACCCGGACGUCAUUCCCUACAUACAGCGCCAAAAUUCCAACCUUACCGAGGAUUUUCAAGAGCUGUGGAUAGAUGUGAACGAAAGCAGUCUAGAUUUUGCUUCCGAAGCGUUUAACAAACAGCCGGAUGCCAUUAACUUUUGGAUGGGAGAUGAAAGGGCUAUCACAUCCAUGCACAAGGAUCCGUACGAGAAUAUCUACUGUGUGAUUUCCGGAUACAAAGACUUUAUCCUGAUCCCUCCGAUCGACCUACAUAACGUACCCCGGCGCCAGUAUCCGAUGGGUAUUUACAUGCAGGAAAAUGACGAUUCGAUAGUUAUCGAGCCAAUUCUGGACGAAAUAGGUAAACCACGGAUGAUCGAGUGGGUCGGCGUGGAUCCGUUGCAGCCAGAUCUGGAACGGUUUCCCUGCUACGCGGAUGCAACAACCUACGAAAUUCGUCUGAACGCUGGGGACUUGCUGUACCUUCCCAGCCUUUGGUAUCAUCACGUACGACAAAGCCACAAAUGCAUUGCGGUCAACUUUUGGUACGACAUGGACUACGAUGCCCGUUACUGUUUCUACAAAAUGAUGGAAAAACUUUGCAACUAUGGACAAUAAAUUUGGGCUGUGUGACGCACUAUAUUAUAUUUAAAA
Molecule: messenger RNA, 1110 nt
Organism: Anopheles arabiensis
Lineage: Eukaryota; Metazoa; Arthropoda; Insecta; Diptera; Culicidae
Gene: JMJD7
Product: bifunctional peptidase and (3S)-lysyl hydroxylase Jmjd7
Exons: 6
Coding region: 115-1074 (319 amino acids)
Molecular function (GO): 2-oxoglutarate-dependent dioxygenase activity
Source: RefSeq, a predicted model, not a curated record